ACCACUUCCGCCUAUAAAUACCGUCCAUGUUUAUUUCCUGUCGAUUUAGUGCGGUAUAGUUCGUUGACGUAUAAUAACCUAAAGACAAAACCAAAAGCAUGGUCAGUAGAGGGGCAGUGAUCGUGGUACUGUUGGUGGGAGUGGUGGCGUUGAGUGUGGCAGAGACGGCCAAUACUGCAGUGGGAUCACCACGGAUAGAGCAAACGACGGAUCGCGAGCAAAGUCGCCAACAAGUUGUCCAAGGAACCAGAUGGUGGCCAUACGGAUGGGGCUGGGGUUGGGGUUGGGGCAUAGCAGUGUUUGUAUUGGCGAUCGUCAAGGGAUCCAUUCUGUUAGGUUUGUUCGUGAUCUGGGCCUUCUUCAGAGGCUUUGGUAGGAAAUCAGGAGGCUGCGCACCGAUUAUCAUCCGUGAAUCGUCACCACCAAUUAGCUUCGAACAUCACCACCCAUGGGAUCGUAACGCAGUCGAAUAUGGCAGAUCGAAACGCUCUCCAGACUAUCUCGACUCGGAACUGUACUGGACCGACUUGGUGACGGACAUUGGAUUCAGUUUUCUGGGAGUUCACACAAAUGAUUGCCGCAAACGGUUCGUUUGUGAGGUUGAUAUACGAGAGAGGCGUGAUCCGUGGUUGAAGUUCGGAACAUCGGUCUUUGGAAUGGAUAUCUUCAGACGAUACCGAUCAGAAGAUGAUAAAAAUGCCACCACGUUUGAGGAAUGUGCAAAAAUGUACGAAAAAUGCACGCUCGAUGGGCCUUCGAUAUCUUUCAACGUUCUGACUAAGCCAAUCAACUUGCUACAAGAUCUGCACGGUAAUGUUGAGAACCAGGAUAAUCAACCUUCCAACAAUGAAGUGACCACCCAAGAGGCAGAUGAAUAUCUGGACGAAAUAACAGAAGAAGCUACAACUACCACAACAGGGCCUCCGAAAAAGAAGAGCUACAAUAAACGAAAACGGUUUUUUAAAGUUGCCUAAUCAGUCAUUUCUCGCUAAGGAGAACUUAGGGCAGCUAAGACUGAUUUGAACAGCAUUGUUUGUAAAUAGAGUGUAAUUGUGUAAACCAGUGUGUACGUUCCGGUAGUUUUUGCCGUAAACUACUGGAGUGUUCUUCAGUGUUCAUGUUUAUUUAUUUGCAAAAACGUGUAUCGUUCUCCGAAGGAAUGAUAUUGCUUCUGAAUACCUUGUGAAUAUUAAAUAUGUACAAAAUAUGCAGAUGAUCUAGUUGUAUAUAAUAAUGGAUUAAUACAUGUUCUUAUUUAUUGAAUUUUUAAUAAACUCGCUACGACCUUGAUGUAAUUUGGUUAUUUGUCUUGUAGAUAGGUAAUAUAGAUUUGCAAUUUGCUUUCAAAAAGUCAAACCCGAAAAUCCCUCUGUUUUACAUCUUAACCUUUGAAAGGGCUUUUGACGACCCAUUUAGAUAUUCAAAUUCCAGAAUUUUGAAUGGAAUAAUGAUGAAUUUGUGGAUAUUUUUAGUUCUGUGUUAAACUGAAAUGUUGAGUGAUUCAUA
Molecule: messenger RNA, 1506 nt
Organism: Aedes aegypti (yellow fever mosquito)
Lineage: Eukaryota; Metazoa; Arthropoda; Insecta; Diptera; Culicidae
Exons: 2
Coding region: 99-974 (291 amino acids)
Source: RefSeq, a predicted model, not a curated record